AUGUACCCUACAGAGGACGAGAAGGCUAUCAUAGAGGCAGCAGAGAAGCUGAUGGUCGACACGAUGGCUCGGUAUGACCCAUCGCAUGACGCUUAUCACGUGAGAAGGGUACGAAAAACUGCGUUGACGAUAGCGAGUGCAUUGCCUAUCAAGCCUGAUCUAUUUGUCGUCGAAUUAGGCGCUAUUCUUCAUGACGUCCUGGAUAAGAAAUAUGUAUCAGCACAACUGGCUGCCGAUCCGUACACUUUCUUUCUGCCCUUCUUCGAAAAGCACAAAUCCAGCAUUGACCUUAUCUCGGACGGCCGAGCACGCCUUAUCACUCAAAUACUGGACAAUGUAUCUUGGAGCACCGAGAAAAAGAGAAGGCAAACCGGAGAAUGGGCUCAAUGGCAUGAGGAGUGCUCCGAGCUACAUUGUAUUCAGGAUGCCGAUAGACUGGACGCCAUUGGAGCAUUUGGCGUAAUGCGAUGUGCUGCCUACACCGUUUCCAUUAACAAGCCUUUACACACGCCUCCACACGAUCCAGCCUCAGGCGAUUCCGCAAUUCAACACUUCCACGACAAACUAAUACACAUAAAAGAACGCCUGAAGACAGAACCGGGAAAGUUGAUGGGUCAAAGGAGGCAUAAAUUACUCUUGGACUUCCUUGCUUCUGUUGAAGACGAGUACGAGUGUAGAGAGUAG
Molecule: messenger RNA, 684 nt
Organism: Guyanagaster necrorhizus
Lineage: Eukaryota; Fungi; Basidiomycota; Agaricomycetes; Agaricales; Physalacriaceae
Exons: 6
Coding region: 1-684 (227 amino acids)
Source: RefSeq, a predicted model, not a curated record